CUGUUGUUUUGUUCCUCUUGCUUCACUCUUCCUUACUAUGAGGAAAGCAAAAACGAGAAACUCUGAUAACGGUAACAAAGCACACCAGGACCUUUUACAGUAACUUACAAACCAAGGAGAAGCUACAGAGCGUCAGGAACCAGAGACAAAGAUGGAUCGCUGAUCACCGUCGUCCCUUUGACCAUUUGUACCUUCGUUGACCCUGACCUAAGGUGACAACUUCCAUGGCAGAAGGACAGCCAAUAGAAGCUCAGCACCAGCGGUCUCAUGGACACCAGCAGGAGAAUAAUCCAACCUGCCCAGAGCCGACUGAAACACAGGGGACCAGUACUCUAGAAGACCCAGUCUUUUCCUGUUUGACUACCAAGGAGCUCCAGCAGAACCUGAAGGAGAUGAAACAGAGAAACAGAGGCAUCAAGCUGCUGUUUGAAAUCAAUUCCACACGCAUUAUUGAAGACAGCCUCACCAAAUAUGUGCUGUACCAGAUUGUGAUAAUGCGCUCCGGCAGCUACGACUCCCAGCGUGUUGCAAUAGAGCGCCGCUACAGCGACUUUUUCCGCUUCCACCAGCAGCUGCUGGAGAAGUUCAGCGAGGAGCUGGAGGAGGUGCACUUCCCCCGGAAGCUCCUCAGCGGGAAUUUCAACCCUGAAGUGAUCGCGGAACGCCGGUUGGGCCUUCAAGACUACCUCGGCAAAAUAUACGCCGUCCGAUGCGUCCGAUACUCGAGUCAUUUCCCCGAAUUCUUCACGGGACAGGAGCAGAGGCGUGCCCACGACCUGCUGCGCGCGGGGCAGUUCAAGCCCGCCACGGAGCAGCUCCAGGCCACCCUGACCCUCCUGGAGAAGGUGGCCCCCUGGCAGAGCGCCACCCUGCUGGUCCCCACGCUGUGCGCCCUGGCCGUGGGCCACCGGGACCUGGAGGAGCUGGGAGAGGCGUUCUCCGCGGCGCACAGGGCGCUGCCCGCCGUCCGGCGCUACGGGCUCCGCCGGUACAGAGCGGCCCUGCUGGAGCUGCUGGUGGACGUGGGCUACCAGCUGCAGCGGCCCGUAGCCCAGCUCCAGGAGGAGCUGAGCCUGUUUAGGGAUUCAGAGAGGGGGCGGGUGUCUUCUGCUUCACUGAAAGAGGUGGUGGUGCAGGAGUUUACCUGAGGACAGAGGCCCUCUGGGCGGGGCCCGCUGAAGGGGGGCCUCUGGAAGGGGCCCUCUGGGAGGGUCCCCAUGAAUGAGGGCCUCUGGGUGGGGCCUGUUGAAUGGAGCCUAUUGAGCCUAUCUGGGAGGGGCCCGUUGAAUGUGCAACACGGUUGCUAAGAGGUCUCUACGAACCUUGGAUCAUGUUUAAAUCUGAAUGUAAAAUUGGUUGUUCCACUUCCAGGAACAGCUAGUGGACCCCGAGAACGCAAACCAGCAACAGGGACAAUUUUAGGAAUCCAUAAAUUGAUUAAAAGACCAAAUUACAAUCUAGUCAAAAUGAUAGCACUGUAAGUGUAGCUCCUUGUUUUAGUGAUUAAACCUAAUCCCUGUGUUAUAAGGAAGUCACAACGCAUUGAGCAAAAUGUUUACCCAGACACAAUUUAUCAGGUCAAACGAAGGGGAAGCAAGAAAGUCCUAGAUUCUGAUGUCAGUUUCUGAUCCGCAAAUUAGUUUAGCCUGUUGAAAUCAUGUGGCUUUAUUAAGAGGCCCAUUUCACAUGCACAAGUGUAAAUGUACUAAAAACAAACGUCAUGAAUCAGCAGCCCCAUCACAAUCACAGCCCUUGUAUGCAUCUUUAUCAAAAUAAAGUAUUGAAAAACAGAAAUA
Messenger RNA from Gadus morhua (Atlantic cod), 1796 nucleotides. It is a transcript of the gene snx20, whose product is annotated as sorting nexin 20. Gene Ontology annotation, molecular function: phosphatidylinositol phosphate binding. The transcript has 4 exons. The coding region runs from base 225 to 1148 and encodes 307 amino acids. Gene Ontology annotation, cellular component: early endosome membrane. Gene Ontology annotation, biological process: protein transport. The record is from RefSeq and is a predicted model, not a curated record. Lineage: Eukaryota; Metazoa; Chordata; Actinopteri; Gadiformes; Gadidae.